Messenger RNA from Chara braunii, 11283 nucleotides. NCBI's taxonomy places the organism in Eukaryota, Viridiplantae, Streptophyta, Charophyceae, Charales, Characeae. The record is from the annotation of a GenBank genome assembly.
GGCCAUCGGUUGACGUCAGCUUCCGGGCGGAGGUGGGGCAGUCGCCCGGAGUUGCCUGGGGAGGGGGGGGGGGCUCUUCGUCGUGGGGGCGGCUGUGGGAUUUAGCCCUUGGGCGGCGGAAGGGACGGGGAUUGCUGUCGGGACCCCUACUGAACAUGGAUUUCCUUCGCUCCGAUCCCCAUCAUGAGGCGAUCGCCGAUGAGCCGGAGUACUUGGCGCGCUUUACAGCUAUCAAGCACUCGUGGCGAGGAAGGUAUCGGAGGAUUUUCUGCAUUUCCCAAUCAGCUAUCAUCACUCUAGAGCCAUCCACGUUGACUGUGACCAAUCAAUGGGACUUAUCAGGGGAUUUCGAGUCAGCCGCGCCUGGCGCUGGGGCAACGGGGGGAAGCACGGGGGGGGCAGGCGGAUCGGGAUCGGGAGUAGCAUCGAUGUGGGGGAAGGUGUCGGGCACUGGGGGGAUGACAGGAGGCGGAUUGGGAUUGGGAGGGGGAGGAGGAGGAGGAGGAGGAGGAGGAGGAGGAGGACUGGGAGGCGGGGGAACUGACAGUGGAGAUCAACUGGAAUUCAGCAUCAACGUGAGGUCGGAUGGCAGGGGGAAGUUCAAGGCAUUGCGGUUUUCCUGUAGGUACAGGACCGCGCUGUUGACGGAGCUAUUUCGAUCUGUGACCGCUUUGAGAGGAGAGAGGAGUGUGUUCACACCUCUCCCAACCCAAGAUUACUCCGUGCUGCAUUUCCGCCGGCGAAUCGGGGACUGGACACCCUAUACUUUGCGAAUUACAGUGAUUGGAGUGGAAUCGAGGGAUGCAAGGACAGGUGAUCUGCAUUGGUGCCUGGACUUCAGAGACAUGGCGACUCCUGCGGUGGUGGUCCUGAGGGAUUCUUUCGGUAAUCGUGGCGGCGAUGGAGGGUUCUUCUUUUGCCCUUGCUAUGGAAGAAAACCGAAGGUGUUCAUUGCAGGGCCCGGUACAACAAACACGACCAUUUUGGCGAAAAUCGUGUCCAUGUCAAAGACACAUCUCGGACAUACUGUGGUCGUUGAUUCGGGAUCCGGCAUCGAUUUACGUAGGUUCAUGGAAGAAAGAGCCUUGUGCAUGGUUGGUCCAGAAGAACCACCGGUGGGAGACUGGUCAGUCGUGAGACUGCGAACUGCAGGGCAUGGGACGUUGCGUGUCAUUGGGGUGCCUUUGGGCCAAGCUGGGCAAGGAGGGGUUGGAGGAACUGGAGGCAUUGGGAGUGGUGGGGAUGCUGUGCCGCGCAGGCUGGUUUUGACCGGAACGUCAAUUAUUGAAAGACGUCCCAAUAACUAUGAGGCGGUGCUUAUCCGUCCACUAUCUGCAGUGUUUGCACUAAUCAGAUUUGUCGAGGAGCCUCAGAUGUUUGCAAUCGAGUUCAACGACGGUGGGCCAACCCUGGUCUAUAUGAGCACAUCGCGCGACUGGCUUCUGUCAGCACUCUUGGACACUGUGCAGACGGAGGGACAGCGACCGGUUCCAGUCAAUGCCAGGCCGACCCUCCCUGGGCAUCACCUCGACCCACCCUGUAUAGGGGUACCUCCUGCUCCUCCACCAGUACCGCAGCAUGGACCUGGCCGGCUGUUCGCAGACCUGGAAGGAGAAAUGCUCCAUCUGAAGCAUUUGGCAGCGGCUUCCAGAGAUGCGAUUGCGGAUGCAGGAGCCACACCUGGACUGAAGACCAGGGUUUGGAGGAGAGUGCGGGAGUUCAAUGCAUGUGUCCCCUAUUCUGGUGUUUUGCCAAAUGCAGAGGUGCCGGAAGUAGCCGUGAUGGCUCUGCUGUCGAUGCUGCCACCACCGCCGCCGAUCGACACAUCGCCUAAUGCACCGCCUCUGCCAGCCCCCUCCCAGAACAAAGGUGCCGCGUACAUGGGUGUGCUGGCUUGCCUUCGGCGGUUGCUUGGGGCAACGUCUGCAAUGUCAAUGGUGCUGAACAUGCCAGGGGCUUUGGCGAGGGUGAUGGGCCUUCUGAGGAGUGGCUCAGAAGGUGUAGCUGCCGAGGCUGCCCGACUCGUUGCAUUUGUGAUCGGUGGCGGGCCUGGAGAAGUUGCACUGCUGCUGAAUGUCAAAGGCGAGAGGCAUGCGCUUUUGGCACAAGCUAAGCUUUCCGCCUUUGGUAAUGUACGGUGGGUGGCUGUGCUUGUGAGCCGUCUGCGGCCCUUGGCGGUCUCCCCGCUUCUGUCUAUGGCAGUGGUUGAGGUCUUAGAGGCAAUGCUUUGUGAGCCAUUAAGCGAGACAACUGAUGACAAGAGCUUCGGUGAGACAGUGAGGCAAGUUGCUGCCCUUCGACGAAGGCUAUUUGCUCUUUUUGCACAUCCAGCACCAGGUGUGGUGGAGACGGUCGGAGUUAUGAUGAGAACGAUCGCCGAGGAGGACGCGGUUGCUGCCGAGCCCAUGCGUGAUGCAGCACUUCGUGAUGGGGCGGUUCUCAGGCACCUCAUUCAUGCCUUCUUCCUGCCCGAGGGAGAAAGACGAGAUGUGAGCCGUCAACUUGUUGCGCUUUGGGCCGACGGUUAUCCCCCAGCGAUGGAUCUCCUGGCGCGCACAAUUCCACCUGGCUUGGUGGCGUAUCUCUUCACAAGGCAACCUGUCGUGGAUGAAGCACCAGCACCCCCUCCGGCCAUCGCCAGUGGGGGAAACACCACACCUGGAGGGUCUGGCCCUCAGGGCGGUGCACACUUUGACCUGCCCGACGAUGUGAUGAUGAGGAGGAAGCAGAAGCGAUUGCUGCAGAGACGUCGAGGGAGGGGCCUGCGGAGAGCUGCUGCGAAAUUUGCCGUUGCAGCUGUAGUGGGGGAGGGAUACAGUGCUGCCCUAUCUGGUCCCGGAGGUGUGUUUGACGGGAGUCCUGGAGCAGGCGGUGGGAUGGGUGAUGGGUUUCCUGGUGGCGUGCGGGAGAGCAUUGCGGGUUUGCUUGGCUCUUCAGGUGUGGGAAAUUCUAUUCUGAAUGCGGUAGCAGCGGUCAGUAACACCCGACCAAUGCCCGGUGAGUUCGGUGUCAUGGAGGUUGGUAGUGAGAGCAGUUAUGCUGAUGGUAGUGGCGAGUCUGCUGGUGGUGGUGUCAUGAAUAGGGCGCUGGCACCUGGAGAGGGGGGAACUGCUGAGGGAACCCGUGGACAAGCAGCAGGGGCCGGUGCAGUCCCGGUGGUUAGUGAGUCAACUUCUGCAGGCAGAGCGUUGAAGCUUCGGUACAACUGGCCAGAGCUUUGGGUGCAGUUUGCUAAGGAUCAUCAUCGUGCAGACUUGAUUUGGAAUGAACAGACACGGCAAGAGCUGCGCGAAGCGCUCGAGAAAGAGGUUCACCACCUCGACCUUGAACGGGAUCGCUCAGCAGACGGUGGUGUUUCCGUCUGGUCACCGACUACCGCAAAGGAAGACAAUGCCGAGGAGACGGAGGUGGUGGAACAACGAACGGGGCAGCUGUCAUGGAACUAUCUGGAGUUCAAGGUGAAGUAUGCGACGCUGUCAAGGGAGCUUUGUGUUGGCCAAUAUUAUCUCCGGUUGCUGCUCGAGUUCGGGAGCAACUCGAGCGAUGGAGGCGAGGAUGGUCUUGCUAGCUCAAAGAAUGAGCUUAUCUUGAGAGAUCCACCUACAUUUUUCAGGGCGCUGUAUCACCGCUUCCUUUGUGAUGCGGAUGCAGGCCUGAGUGUGGAGGGCUUCAACUUGGAAACUCUUGAUGGUUCAGGAUUGAUGAAUGACUGGUGCUCUUUGAGUGGUCUUGAGGGAUUCGGUGGAGUUAGUGCACCCAACGCAAGGGAGCUGUGUGCACGGGCAAUGACCAUAGUGUAUGAUCGCUUUCAGUCAGUCAUUGGUCCAUUUGAUGGGACUGCUCACAUUACAGUGCUGCUUGACAGGACAAAUGACCGAGCGCUCAGACAUCAGCUUCUCUUGUUGUUGAAGUCGUUAGUGACAGUGGCAGCGAAUGCAGAGGCUUGUGUUGCAGUUGGCGGUUGUGAGCUUGCAGUUGAUCUGCUGACAACAGCGCAUGAAGCUUCAGAACGAACAGCGAUUCCUCUUCAGUCAAACCUGAUCACGGCUGCAGCCCAUAUUGAUCCGCCGAAGGAGUGGCUGUAUAUGAAUAGCUCUGGCGAGCAAGUUGGACCGAUGGAGAAGGACCGGCUUCGGCGAGCGUUCUCCAAGGGCCAUAUAGAUUGGAACACAAAAUGCUGGGCAGCAGGAAUGACUGAGUGGAAACCCCUGCGCGAUAUCAGGGAAUUGCGAUGGGCUCUUGGUCAUCGACUCGGUGUGCUGACACCGUUUCAGGUUGGCGAGGUAGCAUUGUCGAUUUUGCAGUCCCUGGUAUCUGUGCAUUCAAGUCUUGACAGUGCUGGCGAGCUGGUGUCACCGACACCUAUCGUCAAGCGAAUUCUAUCGAGUCAUAGGUGUUUCCCACACAUCGCACAGGCGCUGCUAACAGGCGAGCCCACGAUUGUGGAAGGGGCUGCAGCUCUGUUGGAAGCAAUAUGUACUCACAAUCCAGCGGCCCUUGCGAAGCUGUAUUCCACUGGUGCAUUUUACUUUUGCCUCGCUUAUGCUGGUUCAAACCUGCAGUCUGUCGCCAGUCUGUUCAAGAUGGCACAUUGUCAUCAAGCCUUCCAUGAUGGUAUGGAUGCUACUGUUUCGUCAUCGCUGCCCCUCGUGAAGCGGAGUGUUCUUGGUGGUCUGCUCCCGGCAUCACUGCUGUACGUGCUGGAAACGGGGGGUCCUGUGAAGUUUGCCGCAGCAAUGGUAGCAGACUCAGACAAUCCAGAGAUCAUAUGGACACAUAAGAUGCGAGGGAAUCGGCUGAUCGAUCAGGUUUUUAAGCACCUUGGAGAUUUUCCACAGAAACUCGCACAACAUUGUCACAGCCUUUAUGAUUAUGCGCCAAUGCCACCAGUGACUUAUCCGGAGCUCAAGGAUGAAAUGUGGUGUCAUCGGUACUACCUCCGCAAUUUGUGCAACGAGAUCAGCUUCCCUCGCUGGGAGAUUGUGGAGCAUGUGGAGUUCCUGCAAUGCCUUCUUGCAAUGUGGCGUGAGGAGCUAACGAGGCGACCAAUGGAGCUCUCAGAGGAGGCUGCUUGUGAGAUUCUGGAGAUCCCAGAGGAGGCCAUUGCAAAAGUUGAGGGCGGCAGUGGAAAAAUGUCGUCUGGUGCUCCGGGGGCUCUUGUUGUUGCAACAUCAGCGAAAGGGGCAGGUUUUGGGCGGGAAGGUUUUGGAGGCGUUGGUUUUUCAAGUUCCAAGAAGAGUUUGGCUUCAAGGAUCGACGAGGAGGUGCUGAAGCGGCAAUACAAGAAACUUGCAAUGCGUUAUCACCCAGAUAAGAACCCGGAGGGAAGGGAGAAGUUCAUGGCUGUCCAGCAUGCAUACGAGACUCUGCAGGCCAGCUUGCAGGGUUUGCAAGGUCCUCAGCCAUGGCGGCUGCUACUGUUGCUGAAGGGCCAGUGCAUCCUAUACAGGCGAUAUGGAACAAUGCUAGGCCCGUUCAAGUAUGCCGGCUAUCCGAUGCUUCUGGAUGCAAUUGCCAUUGACGAAGACGAUACACAGUUCCUGUCGUCUGAGAAGACUCCGCUUCUGGAGGCGGCCACAGAGCUAGCAUGGUUGACGUGUCUUUCUUCCGCUCCAAAUGGAGCUGAGCUUGUACGCGAUGGAGGUGUGCCGUUGCUGGCAAUUUUACUCUCCCGGUGCAUGUAUGUUGUGCAGCCACAAACAGCACCAACCGACUCUCCAGCAGUGAUCGUCACAAAUGUGAUGAGGACGUUCGCUUCCAUCACAGUUUUUGAGAAUGCGAGGACUGAGGUCCUGGAGUGUCCUGGGUUCAUCCUUGAUGUGGUUCACUGCUGUGAACUGGAAAAGGCAACAGCUGCCGUGGACGCUGCACUUCAGACAGUUUCUCACCUGGCCAUUAUUUGGAAUAACUCCACAAGGGCAGAAUUACUUUCUUUCAUUGAAGACCAGAGGGCGUCUGGUGCUGUGGAUGGAGUCUUUAGCUUGGAGGGUGCGAAGACGUUCCAGUAUGAGACAUUGUCAAGGGAGCUGCAUGUCGGAAAUGUGUAUCUGCGUGUAUAUAAUAACCAGCCUGACUUCGAGCUCAGUGGCCCAGAGGAGUUCUGUGAAGCACUACUUAACUUUAUCCGGAAAAAUGUGGACAAGAGGAAGAAAAUUUUGGACCAUCGAAGAAGUGAUGCUGCAGCACGUGACAUGUCAAAUGGGGAGGAGGCGGAUGCCAAAACGGAGGGAGCGGACAUUGUUGAUCCAUAUGGGGGACAUCACAAAAGGGGGUCGAGUUCAGAUGCAGAAGGUAGUACAAUUAGCAGCACAGAAACAGAAGCAGCAGCUCAAGUCAGCAGUGUGCAGGAUGAUUCUGGAGAUAGCAAGGAGGUUGGAACAGGAACCAGAACAGAGAAUGAUUCAAACGCAGCAGGGGAGCAGAUGCAGCUGGAAACAUGCGUGUCUCAACUUGUGAUGGCAUUGACGGCAUUGCAGGUUCCGGAGCUUGCUCUUGCAGUUUUGAGCCGGUUAACAGCGAAUGCAGCAUCAGUAGAAGCUAUGGUAGCUGAUAAAAGUGCAUCACCUGAGAAGAGUGCUGUUCUACUCAUUCUUCAGCUGCUGCACUCGGCACCGCGAUGCCACCAGCUUGCCCUUCGUGUUCUCUAUGCUCUUGCAAGUACACCAGAGCUUGCAUGGGCCACUGCAAAGUAUGGUGGAACACUUUAUGUCCUCGAGCAGCUUCUCCCAGUGAAUGAGGAGACCUCAGCAUCGCACAGGGCAGCGGCCGCGUCUUUGCUCGGAAAGCUUGUGGCGCAGCCAUUACAUGGUCCACGUGUUGCAAUCACCUUGGGGAGGUUCUUGCCAGACGGACUCAUCGCUGCUCUGAGAGAUGGCCCCGGUGAGGCUGUCGUAGCAGCACUGAAUCAGACGACAGAGACACCGGAGUUAGUCUGGAGCCCGGCAAUGGCAGCAUCUCUUGGAGCACAAGUUGCAACUAUGGCAGCAGAUCUGUACAAAGGGCAAACUCAAGGUAGAGUUGAGUGGGAGGUACCUGAUUCGAUCUUCCAGGGAAGGCUUUCCGGAGGAGGUGAUGCCAGUCCACGAGGUCAAUUGGCGAGUGGUCUGCGAGAUGGCCCACAGGUUGGAGGUGUCUACGUACGUUUAUUCUUAAAGGAUCCAAAAUUCCCUCUUCGAAAUCCGAAGCGAUUCCUCGAGGGACUCUUGGAUCAGUACAUCACCGCCGCAGCAGGAACGCACUAUCUCGGAGGCGAUUCUGAACUGCCCUUGUUAUUGUCUGCGGCUCUUGUGUCGCUGCUAAGAGUACAGCCACAGCUCGCAGACCAUGUUGCCCAUCUAGGCUAUAUCACAAAGCUGAUUGCGGCAAUGGCAGCAGAGAGCGGGAGAACACGAAUGGCUGAAGAGACAGAUGCAGAGAGUGUAAGAGCCUCAGCAGAUAAAGGAGGUGGGAUCACUGACAGUGAAGAGAGCUCUGGCGAUAACGUGCUAAUACAAACUCCACAAGAGCAGGUGAGGGGGAGCUGUUUGCGUAUUCUCCAUCAACUCGCGACAAGCACAGCAUGUGCAGAGGCACUAGCAACUCCAAAUGCAGGUGCACCUGAGGUCAUUCCCCUCCUGAUGCGGGCAAUUGGAUGGCCAGGGAUGAGUGUACUUGCCUUGGAGACUCUCAAGAGAGUUGUUAUGGCCGGGAAUCGUGCCAGAGAUGCUCUUAUAGCUCAAGCUUUGAGGGUGGGCCUAAUUCAAGUGCUGCUAGCGUUGCUUGAUUGGAGAGGAGGGGGUAAGCCCUGCCUUGGCAUACAGAUGAAGUGGAACGAAUCCGAAGCAGCAGUUGGACGAGUGCUCGCAAUUGAGGUUUUAAAAUUGCUUGGAGUUGAUGGUGCUCACUCAGGAAGAGUGCAAGAAGUAUUGGAUAGCUCAGAGAUUUGGAGGGCCUACAAGGACCAGAAGCAUGAUUUGUUCUUGCCAUCAAAUGCUGGGGCAUCCCCUGCUGGUGUCGCUGGACUAAUCAAAGGCCCAUCAAGUUUGGCGUAUGCACUCCCGGCUCCGACAUCAUGGAGCAGUCAGGGUACAAACAAAGCGACGUUGUCACCAUUGUCCUUGCCGCCUCCUCUUCCAUCGAGCUCUCCGUCUCCAGCACCCGCAUUGUACUCCAGGCCUCUUUCUGCCAACAUUAGACCCGGCUUCAAGUCUCCAUCGGACGGUUCUGCAUCCAUAGACCCACCACCUGGAAUGCGACGUCUUUAAUGAACGUGGAUAAGAAUGGUGGACAGGGUUUACUAUUGAAAGUAAACGUAACUCCCAAGGUUGGACAAGGAAUAAUAGAGCAGACAACGGCAGCAUCAACCGCCUGUGGUUGCCACAUGGAUUGCUGCACAAGCCGUAAAGAGUAGCAAGCGGUGGAUGUGAAGGUAAUAGGUAGGUGUGACAGCCCACUUGGCCUGUGAAGGUAAUUGCAAGGCUUUCGUAGUGAUCAAGGGCAAAGGUAGACGUAACUUUGGUAGUGAGGUGGUGCUGUUGAUUUGCAGUAUAUAUGCUUUGCAGUAUCAUGCUGAGUAGGAAGAUUGGCACAAGCGUAAUGUGUACUUCACGUCUUAGUAAACACUUGGCACAUUCACUCAAGUCUUUGCUCUGCACUGUCUGCACAUAGUAUGUACUACACGUGUACCGUUUGUACACCGAAAGUAUGUACUUGAUGAUGUGCGCUUUGUGUACCACACGUCAAAGAUGCGCUUGGCAUUCACAAGUUGGAACGUAGUACUUCGUUUUGUGGUGUGCACUACAUCUGUAAUACGUAACGUACUUCGUUGUGGUGUGUACUGCAUCCAUAAUACGUACGUACGUACUUCGUUGUGUGGUGGGUACCGCAUCCAAAGUAUGAAUAGCGCGUACUUUGUUUUGUGGUGUGUAGUACAUCCAUAGUACGUACUUCGUUUUGUGGUGUGUACGACAUCCGGAGUACGACCGAAUUUGAAGUGUGUGCUUGGCAAGUCGGAACAUAGUACGUACUUCGUUUGUGGUUGGUUUAUUUGAAGUGUGUGCUUGGCAAGUCGGAACAUAGUACGUACUUCGUUUGUGGUUGGUUUAUACGACAUAGUAUGACAUAGUACGUACAUAGUACGUACUUCGUUUGUGGUUGGUUUAUACGACAUAGUAUGACAUAGUACGUACUUUGCUUGUUGUAGUAUGUACUUCGUUUGUGGUUUAUACAACAUAGUAUGACAUAGUACGUACAUAUUAUGACAUAGUACGUACUUUGCUUGUUGUAGUACGUACUUCGUUUGUGGUUUAUACAACAUAGUAUGACAUAGUACGUACUUUGCUUGUUGUAUGUACUAUAUCCAAAGUAUGGAUUUGAAGUGUGUGCUGGGCAAGUUGGAAAAUAGUACGACACAAUAUGCACUUCAUUUGUGAUAUGUAGGACGUACUUGGUUUGUGGUAUAUACGACACAAUACGCACUUCAUUUGUGAUAUGUACGACAUCCGAAGUAUGUAUUUGAAGCGUGUGCCUGACAAGUUGGAACAUAGUACGUACUUCGGUUAUUCGGCAAAAGGACUACAGAGUCCAAAGAUAGUACGUACUUCAUUUAUGGUGAAAGGACUACGGACUCAGUACGGACUCCAAACAUAGUACGUACUUCGUUUAUGGUUUUAGGUAAAAGGACUACGGAGUCGAAAGAAUGUACUCGGCAGUGUUGGCCCACAGCAUCUACUUUGUGAAUGCUAUGCGCCACCUUGUAAGUAGGUACGUGUCAUAUAGUAUGUAUGUAGUCCUGUCUUGUGAGUAGGUACUUGUCACAUAGUAUGUGUGUAGGUUUCGCGAGAGCUGGCGUAAAUUUUCAAACUUUCAAAGCAUGUGGCUUCAUCCAUGCUCUUGAGUUCUGCAUGAGUCACACUAUUCUGCAUUUUUUUUUAAUAAUAUAUAUUAUAUUUUUGUCACUCCGCCAUUUUUAUUGCGAUUGGUGCUCUUUCUACCUUUCAGAGUCAAAAGGGAGAACGGGGGGUUAGAUAGGACGGGAGUUAAAUGUGGUGGCGAAUGUUUUAUGCUGUGUGCUGGACGCAGCGUUACAAAACUGGCUUGGCUUGGCUUUGGCUGCACUCAGGCUUUUGCUUAAGUUCAUCAGAGUUUCAUUUCACACAGGGCCUGAUUUACAAAACUCGCUUGGCUUUGGCUGCACUGCAGUUCCUUCCUCUCUCUCUUGUUCGAUCACAACAUUAUCUAAAAAACAUGGUCUUGGCCCCGAUCGUCAGAGCAGUCACAAUUUGAACCCCUGAUCUGCUAGUAUGCAUAAUGCUAUGAUAAUAGCGGCAUUUAGUCAAGGUCGAGGCGAUUGCGAUUGCGAUUGCACUCAAGGUUUACCAUCCAUCCAAGGGGGUUGAUACAUGCACCCAAGGUCGACGCAGUCGCUUGAUGAAAAACCCUUCGCCCUCGAAGGUCUGAGAGCCCCGCAUUGAGGUACCACCAGAGCUGUUGUGAUAAUUUUCAGACUGGUAUCGCAGAGCGGGUGCUUGCCUUGAUAAAGUUGAUAUCAACUUCACAGUGUUCACACUCCUCGACGUGCGAGCAGUCUUGGAGUCUCAACAAGCGUGUCAUGAGUCGGGGAGUGGCAAGGGAUUGCUUUUUUUUUUGCUCAACUGAGGGUAUCGUCAGACUAAGACCUUUUGGACUCACCCCUGACCAUAAUUAGGGUCAGAUACCUUCAGAGGCAGGCAGGCGUGAUUGCUGGCCGGAUACGUCAAGAAAAUUCCGAGUGCGAGUAUAGUUGUGAACUCCAGUAAUCAUGGGGGUUGAGAAUUGGGACAAAUUGGGACACUCACCUCUGGCCAUAAUUGGGGUCAGAUACCUUCAGACGCAGGCAGUCGUGAUUGAUGGCCAGAUACGUCAAGAAAAUUCCUAGUGCGAGUAUAGUUGUGAACUCCAGUAAACACGGGGAUUGAGAAUCGGGACAAAUUAGGACAAAUCAAUGCUAAGAAGGCCCUGGUCUAGUUUGUCAGUGAAUGUGUGUGAUCGAUAUGAGCGAAGUGGACAGUUUUCAGAAUCCGGAGGAGAACUGCUACAUGUAUGGUUAAGACUGCUUUAUAUUGGUCUAGCCAAUCGGUGGUCCCCACCUCGUUCUGAGGGUCCUGUAAGCCUGCCACGAAAGAGUGCUUCUGCAGAGUACGACUUCUGCCAUUAGGGGGCCACCGAGUCAUGUUGUAGGGGUGGGAGAAGGCGAGACGUGAGGAGAUGGUUUUACAAUCGUUCCAUGGAAUUCAGGUGUUUCGACAAUGAAGGAAGUGUAUUAUU